Messenger RNA from Alnus glutinosa, 2098 nucleotides. RefSeq names its product probable WRKY transcription factor 57. Lineage: Eukaryota; Viridiplantae; Streptophyta; Magnoliopsida; Fagales; Betulaceae. The record is from RefSeq and is a predicted model, not a curated record. Gene Ontology annotation, molecular function: sequence-specific DNA binding; DNA-binding transcription factor activity. Gene Ontology annotation, biological process: regulation of DNA-templated transcription. The transcript is spliced from 4 exons. Bases 259 to 1167 code for a protein of 302 amino acids.
UCAAUUCGCCUCUCUCUAGCUUAUUCCUUUUCCACUAUCCUCUCUCUCUCUCUCUCUCUCUAACUGUGCAAUGACGAGACAAAGCUUUCAAGCCCUUCUAAAAGUUCAAAAACUACGCGUCCUUUCCGACUCGCAACGAACACCAAAACCCUAGCUUCCCUUUCUCCGUCCCUCUCUCUCUCUCUUCGUCGGAAUUCAGCUAGAUUCCCACCGGGAAUCUGAAUUCCGAGCACUCCGCAACAGAUCCUUGUCGCAAUUAUGGACGACGGGGACAAAUCCGAUCCAGGAACCGAGUUCACCAGCGACUCGAGCUGGCCGCUCGGGCCGGACUCGGACAGCGUCUACCUCUUCUCCAACGAGAGAGAGAGCAGCAUACUAAGCGAGUUCGGGUGGAAUCUUCAGCCGGAGGAUCCGAACCGGAUCGGCUUCGACGAUGCCUCCGAUUUGGCGGGAAGCUUCGGCCUGCCGGACAACAACACUAGCAACAGCAACAGCGCCUUACAGGGCUCCGACCCGGCGGCUCCGGUCGGUUCGGACAGCAAGGUCGGCGACGCUACGACUUCGAAUAAUCAGUCGGUGUCUUCGAGUCCCAGCGAAGAUCCGCCGGAGAGGUCCACGGGCUCCGGCGGAAAAACGCCCGAGAUACCGAAUAAAGUUAGAAAGAAGGGGCAAAAGCGAAUCCGGCAGCCACGUUUUGCAUUUAUGACGAAGAGUGAGGUUGAUCAUCUUGAAGAUGGCUACCGAUGGCGCAAAUACGGACAGAAGGCCGUAAAAAAUAGCCCAUUUCCUAGGAGUUACUACCGCUGCACAAAUAGCAGAUGCACCGUAAAGAAAAGGGUGGAGCGUUCUUCCGAAGAUCCCACUAUUGUUAUAACAACAUACGAAGGUCAACACUGUCAUCACACGGUUGGGUUCCCUCGAGGUGGAGUCAUUAGUCAUGAAACCUUUGCUGGGCAGUUGCAUCCCCCGGUCUCACAAUUUUAUUAUCCAACAGGCGCUCCUUUACCUCAAGAAAAUCCUUUUAUUAUGACACAGUCGUCGCAGCAAAUACCAGGUGAAGCUGGUGAUCAUCAAUCCCGUGCAAUGCCAGAACCAAGUCCACAGUUUCCUACUAAUAAUGAAGGACUUCUUGGGGACAUCGUGCCUCCUAACAUGCGUAACCGAUGAGAAGGACAUGCAGUAGCUGGAAUAGAGCGCACAUGCACAUUCAUUUUCUCAAGAUUGUAACAGCAAAAGGCAAUUUUCAAAGCCGGUAGUGAGUCUUUUCACCCCCCCCCCCAAACCUUUUUUUUCUGACAUAUAUUAGGUGUCAGCAUCUCAUCAUAUUCAUGCGCGUACUGUACGUACCAGGUAUAUAUUGAUCAUUCAUUCAUAGGUCCACGCUCACAUCCAGCUCGAGAUAUAUUUCAGACAAUCGUUUUGAAGAUGAUGUUAAUAUGUAUAUAAAUAUAUUCGACAGCUUCAAUCUUAGAGUUAGGGAUUGAUGUCAACCUUAAAACCAUCUUCGUCCACAUCUCUUGGUGAAAGUGAAGUGGUGGGCCCUGGGCCAUGUGGGGAAGGGUUUUCUUUUAUUUUCUUUUCUUGAGCAGCUAGCAAGCUAGGGGGGGUUUGAGAAAGAGAGAGAGAGAGAGAGAUUUUGUGGUCUCUCUUUUGCGUGUUCUUCAUGGCUCGUACGUGACCCUGAAAUAGAAAAGAAAAGGCACCGUGAAUUGGACCAGUAGUUGGCUCAGUUGCGUGAAUUUUGAUGUCACUUCAGAGUUAGCCGACAUUACCUUUCUCACCUUUAUUAAUUAUUUAUAUAUUUUCUGGCGGGGUAAGUUAGGGUUUACCAUGAUGCCGGGGGUGGCUUUACCGGAGCUUUUUUGUCUUUUAUUAAAAUCCUGAGCAGACAAAGUCUAGUCAGUAGUCACCGUAAACCGUUGGCUUUUUUUUAAUGAUUUACAACGAACCCUAGCCUUUAUAUAUUAUAUGUUUCAUGCGCUCUCUCAUGCAUAUACAUUAUAGUACAAUUAAUGUAAAAAGUUUUGCGUAUUCUGUUAUAGUAUACUUCUGUAAUUUUGCUUUUUUUCUCAUUAAUUAGGAUGAAUAUCUAUUUAUA